CAAUAUAUUCAGUUUAUCCCUAAGACUGCCAGCGCUCCAAGUAAAGCAAAUGUUCUUUGCAUUAUAGAAAGGUUCCCUCUUGAAGGAGAAGAAUAACAUCUUAGAAAAGAUAUUCAUCAGUCUCUCCAACAUGGGUCUCAUGCUUCUCAAGAAGAUCUCCCUUCUCUUCCUCCUCAUCUCAGCAUCGUUUCUUUCUACUUCAUUUGCAGGCCGAGCAGGCCGACGAUCGAAGCUCGCGAGCAAGUCAAUUCACGUAGCGGAUGCAGUUUUUAAGGAAAUAUCAAGGAAGCCAUCACACCAAUACAGGAGAGCAGAAGCCAUCCAUGAAAGGCUUCUCAGAGCAAACACCAGAGACUAUGGGAACUAUGAUCCUGCACCAGCUCUUGGGAAGCCUCCUUUCAAGCUCAUACCCAACUGAGAUGGCUUAGCCAUUGAUGUUGGGCAAUGGGCAUGCACCCUCGGAUGUUACAAAUACGUCAAUAAAAUAAAGAAGCAAUGGACAAUAUAGUAUGGCUCCGCAUGCAGUAUAUUAUAAGGCAUAUAGUUAAUAAUAGUAAGUUUUGGAGAUAUCGAUGGAUAUAUUAGGGUUUGCAUAGCCCUAAUGAUGUGUCAUAUAGUGUCUUAAGCGAGAGGAUGGUAUGGUGUGUAUCUGUUAUAUAGCAAUAGUGAAGUACAUGAACCGGGUUUUUUUUUUAUGUAUAUGUUGAAAGUAUCUUAUAUAUGUGUAGUUAUGGGAACUUAAUUGCUUGAAUA
Vitis vinifera (wine grape) is the source of this 753-nucleotide messenger RNA. RefSeq names its product protein CASPARIAN STRIP INTEGRITY FACTOR 1. Bases 131 to 418 code for a protein of 95 amino acids. Lineage: Eukaryota; Viridiplantae; Streptophyta; Magnoliopsida; Vitales; Vitaceae. The record is from RefSeq and is a predicted model, not a curated record. The transcript is spliced from 3 exons.